Molecule: messenger RNA, 2349 nt
Organism: Clarias gariepinus (North African catfish)
Lineage: Eukaryota; Metazoa; Chordata; Actinopteri; Siluriformes; Clariidae
Gene: p2ry1
Product: purinergic receptor P2Y1
Exons: 2
Coding region: 482-1546 (354 amino acids)
Biological process (GO): platelet activation; phospholipase C-activating G protein-coupled receptor signaling pathway; relaxation of muscle
Cellular component (GO): plasma membrane
Molecular function (GO): G protein-coupled ATP receptor activity; ATP binding; G protein-coupled ADP receptor activity
Source: RefSeq, a predicted model, not a curated record
UGCACCCCAGACGAACAGGCUCUCUCUCUCUCUCUCUCUCUCUCUCUCGCACAGCUUUGCCUGGUCUCCCGUGCGAAACCAGAAGCUCACCAGAGCGCACAAGACGACGAGCUUUUCUAGGAUCGCAGCACGCACCGGGGGGUAAAGUGCAUGAGGGAAAAAAAAAAUAACAGAAAGAAGUGAACGCAAAGCAAAGUGGAAGUAUCCGUCUGUUUGUAGACGUUUGGACGUGUUGGAAGGCGCGGACGGUGAGAAGGGGGGUGUGUAUUUCAUUUGACUUCUGGGACAUGUGCACGGCUGGAUCUUGAAAUGUCAAGGUAGCUACCAGGCAGCACUUCCAUGCUUGCUGGUUUCCUGAUGUAAGUGUGUGUGUGAGUGUGAGUGAUCACCGGCUGCCCGUUGGAGACGGGUUUCUUUAUCACACACACACACGCACACACACAGACACACAUACACAGACACACACUUAUUUCCUGACAUCAUGACAGACAUGAACUUCACCUCGAUCCCGUACGUGAGUGAGAACCAAGCUCUGAAUUACACACGCGGCUGCUCGCUGACCAAAACCGCUUUCCAGUUUUACUACCUGCCCACCGUCUACAUCAUCGUCUUCAUCACCGGCUUUAUCGGAAACAGCCUGGCCAUAUGGAUGUUCGUGUGCCACAUGCGCCCGUGGAGCAGCAUCUCGGUUUACAUGUUCAACCUUGCCCUGGCUGAUUUCUGCUACGUCCUGUCGCUUCCCUUCCUCAUAUUCUACUACUUCAACAAAACCGACUGGAUCUUCGGCGACAUCACGUGCCGCCUGCAGCGCUUCAUCUUCCAUGUCAACCUCUACGGGAGCAUCCUGUUCCUCAUGUGCAUCAGCAUGCACCGCUACUCCGGCGUCGUCCACCCGCUCAAGUCGCUCGGGAGGCUGAAGAAGAAGAACGCCGUGCGCACCAGCGCCUUGGUGUGGUUCAUCGUGAUCGCCGGGAUCUCGCCCAUCCUGUACUACUCGCGUACCGGACCUAAGCGGAACGUCACGACGUGCUACGAUACGACCACCGAGGACGAGCUUCCGGGGUACUUCGUCUACAGCAUGUGCAUGACCGUGUUUGGAUUCUGCGUGCCCUUCGUGGUCAUCCUUGUCUGCUACGGAUUCAUCGUCAAAGCGCUUAUUUACAAUGACAUGGACAACGCGCCGCUCAGGAAGAAAUCCAUCUAUCUGGUCAUCAUCGUGCUUGCUGUAUUUGCUGUGUCCUACCUGCCCUUCCACGUCAUGAAGAACCUCAACAUGAGGGCCAGGCUGUACUUCCAGAGUUCUGAGAUGUGCGGGUUUAACAACAGGGUCUACGCCACCUACCAGGUCACCCGGGGUUUGGCCAGCCUCAACAGCUGCGUGGAUCCCAUCCUUUACUUUUUAGCCGGGGACACGUUUCGACGACGGCUCUCCAGAGCCACCAAGAAGAAUUCCAGGAAGGGCGACCUCGUGGUUCAAUCCAAGAGCGAGGAAACGGCCCUGAACAGUCUUCCAGAGUACACCGAGAAUGGCAACAGGUCGCUCUGAGGAUUCAUGGAUAAAUUCCAUAAGCAGACUUUUUUUUUUUUUUUUUUUUCACGAUGCACUGACUUAUGAAGAAUCGCACUGAUCGUAUGCUGAUACGAUAUUUAUCUGAGACUAUGAACGUAAACACUGUUUAAUAUCAAGCUCUGAGCCAGUGACUGGACAUUCCUUCUACGUGGAAUAACAGGAGUAGUGUACGUGAUCUAGUGACGUAUAUGAUGUAUAUAAAGUUUUUGGUGUACAGUAAUUACUCUCCAUGUGAAUACGCCUCCAUUGUACUGUAUUGUAUUUGUCAGUAUUAUUAUUAUACGAGCUGAUACACCAACAGCUUCACUUUAGCCAACGAAUCAUUUCCAGAAAGUGGACUAACCAUCCAGUUCAUGCUAUCCACAGGUCAGACUAGAAUAGAGAGCAGUGCUCUGUAUUAUCUGAGUGUAACACAAUUAAAAGAAGUAAUACGAUCUGAGACUGUCGUUAUCUCAUCCCGAGCUGAGACAGGUCUGAGCGGUGCAAUUUUAUUUUAUUUUUUUCGUCUCUGUGAUAAAUAACACUGUAGAUUUAAACUCCGCCGUCGGUUCUAAGCGAGAUCUCGCACACCAAUCUGUUACAAUUUAAAAGUCAUCACGUGUCUGAUUUAAACUCUCUGACUCAUGAAGGAACAUGUUCGUUUAUUUACCUUGGCCGGGUUCCAGCAGGAAUUAUCAUUAUCACUAACUAAAUCUCCACAUCUGGAAUGAAACUAUGAAACCGGGCGACUUCUACGGAAUAAUCUUUUACCGGCUGAGGUUGUUCUACAUGUAAGGACC